AUGCUUUCGUUAAAUGCUUCAUCGCUAAUCGUGCGUUCCACCUCCUCCCAUUUUCUUCAGAUGAUAUCGGACGACGUGAUGACCUUACCACAAUUGCCACCAGGCACCGAACCACUUGUACAUCAAGUUGCUGGACACUUUUACGGACGAUCCAAGACCAAAUUUGGUUUAUUACAACGUUGUUCAAAUGGCAAUGUUCUCAAACCAUUGCUUAACCCACCACGUGGUCCACGUGAACAUAAAUUCUACACUCAUAUAUUCUCUGCAAACGCCUCUUCUGAACUUCGUGCAUUACGACCAUUUCUUCCUCAAUUACUAGGAACAUACGAAUUCGGUGGCAUGACUUAUCUGGAAUUAGAGAAUGCCAUUCGAUCAUACCAAUGUCCCUGUGUUAUUGACAUCAAACUUGGCCGAAUCACUUACGAUCAAGAAGCAACACCGGAGAAAAUCGAACGACAAAUAGCAAAAUUUGAACCAGCUGCUGAAAUUGGCUUUCAAUUACUCGGCUGGAAAUCUUACCAGCAAUCUGAUAACUCGUAUAUUUAUCACGAUAAGAAAUGCUCGCGAUCGUUGACAAAAGAUGAAGUUCUCCAUGGUCUGGCGCAUUUUUUCGGUGCCCCCGAACGUAAUAUUCGUGCAAUAGUCCACAAAGUACUCGAUCGAUUAAAUGACCUUGAACGGAUCAUGGUCAAACAAUUUGAAUUUGUUUUUAUUGCCUCCUCGCUAUUGAUAAUCUACGAGGGAAAAGCGCAAGACAGUGAGACGCACAAAGUCGAAUAUCCAGUUGACUAUGAUUUGGAAGAACAACAGAAGAAGCCGCAUGCUGCAUGCGAUUUACUUCGAUAUGAUUUGAAAAUGUGUUUAUUAGCGAGUGACUGCUGUAAACUCGGACACACACCGAAAGAAUGUUUAUCUAACGAAAAAUUACGAGAAUUUGUUCCAGAAGAAUGUCGACGUUUAUCUUAUACAUUCUUCGAAUGCAAACGAUCAAUGAUCGAUAUGCGUGCACGAUUUCGUGGUCGUAAAGGCGAAAUAUAUUAG
Messenger RNA from Adineta ricciae, 1041 nucleotides. Lineage: Eukaryota; Metazoa; Rotifera; Eurotatoria; Adinetida; Adinetidae. The record is from the annotation of a GenBank genome assembly.